AUGCUCAAGACGCUCCAGCACAAGGCGUCAAAGUCGCGCCUCCGCAAGUCGGUCGCAAUCGACACGGACGCGCUCCCGCUCCCCGAGCCGUCCACCUCGCCCACAGCAACGACCGGCACAUCGCCAAUCGACGGCCUCAUGUUCUGGAAGAAGAAGGACGCGGGCGGCGCCGCCCCGGCUCCAGCCUACGAAAAGGCGAGCGAGCGGCGGGGGCGGAGCGCCGAGCUCUCCCCCUCGGCGCAGCCAAAGCCCAUCCUCCGCCGGCCCACCGACCCGUCCCCUAGCCCAGCGACGCCGCCACUCCGCUUCCCCGACGGCCGGUUCGCCGCGCGCGCAUACACCACCCCAGGCGCGAUCUACUCCACCUCGCCCGGCGCAAGCGGAAGCACGCCGCCGACCCUCGCGCCCCGCAGCCCCGCGUCGACGCGCUCGUCACCCCGCGUGCCCGUGCCCCCGCUCUACCCGGAGCAGAAGCGCGUGGCGUCGCCACGGGUGUCGCCGGCGACGAUCGCCACGACGUCCGUGCACGGCUCCUCGCCCAUCUCGCCCAUCAGUGGCUUCUCCCCCGCGUCCCCCGCGUCCCCGGCCCCGUCAUCAACGUCCACUCCCCCGUUGGUGCCCCAGCGCAUGUCGUCGCGCCGCUCGUCCCGCCCCGGGUCGACGGCGAGCAACUACACGUACAACCGCGCGUCGGUCGUGUCGACGACGCAGCAGGCGCCGCGCCGCGCCGCGAGCGUGCUGAGUAACAACGGUGGUGGUUCCCAGCGCCGCAGGUCGUCGCGCCCCGUGGCGUCGUCGUCGCAUCGCACACGCGCGAGCAUCGCGUCGUACUCUACGCGCUCGUCGAUCCUGUCACCGUCGUCGUCGGUGUCCCAUGGCCUGGCGUCGGCGUUUUCGGCAUCGUCGUCGAGCAGCACCUUGGAGCCUAUUGCCGAGCCGGCGAGCGAACCGGCCGGCGGAUCGCCGUCUGCCUCAACGAUCACGGGAUCGCCACUGCACGACUCGCCGCCCGCCAUUCGCCCGAGCACGCCGCAGCGUACACCGCGGUCAGAGUCGGAUGACGACAUCCCCAUGUUCAAUGUCAUUCCUGCCACGCCGCAGAAGGAUGCCGAGGAGGGAGAGGGCGACGACAGCGGCCGGAGGACACCAGUCGGCCCGCCAUCCACAGGCAGCGCGCUCGUCAACAUGCCAGAAGAGGACGAGGAGGAGGAGGACGAGGCGACUACGCCCGUCCAGCGUCUGAUCACGUUCGAGGAAGUAGCAGCCGCGUUCGACCUCCAGUGGCCACCAAGCGCGUCGCCCCGCCUCGACGAGUCGAUCGACCUGUCGUACGGCAGCCCGAUCACGCUCUCGCUCCGCCCUCUCGACGAGGUCGACGACGCCGAGCUUGACGAGAUCGAGGCCGAGGAGUCGUCCAACGACAGUCACGUCGUGCGCACCGCCGAGAACAGCGAGUCGCACGAUACCGCCGUCGUUGCCAGCGCCGACGAUGAGCCCGCCCUCCCACCACUCCCGCCCAAGUCGCCCGCUCGUAAGCACGCGUCCCUGUACGAGGCGCACGACGACGGCAAGUCGAUCUCCCGCUCGCUGGCCGAGCUGGCGAGCCUUGCCUGCGACCUGCCUCCGCUUGACCUCGACCUCGUGGCGGCCGCCCAUGCCGCUGCCAAGCAGAACGCCGCCCGUGUUUCCACCCCCGUACUCCCCACGGCCACGGCUCCCACCACUCCCCCAUCACGGACCGUACCCCUCGCUCCGGCUGCCUCGACGGCUCCCGCCACGCCGGCUGGCAUGCGCCGCGUCAACCCCGCGUGCUCGCCCGCCGCGUUCGUCGCCUACACUGCGCCCUCGCACCCCCUCCCCCCGUCGCCGCCCUUCAACUCGUACCCGUCGCUCCCGUCCCUCGUGUCCCACGACAGCAUGCCGUCGUCCAUGUCGGGCCACUCGAUGCCGACGUCCAUGUCCCUCGCGUCAAUCGCGUCGUCCCCCGACGCCGACGAGGCGCUGGGCAGCAUGCUCCGCUCGCUGUCGACCGAGGACCCGCUCGGCCUCCGCUCGCUGAGCGAGGAUGCCGUCGAGUGCCCCACGACGCCCAAGGCAGUUGCCAAGGACCUGUCCGAGCUCCCUGUCGACUUCUCCGAGCCCGCGUCGACUGGUCUCGGACUUGGCCUGGAGAUUGGCACCACCGGCUCGGUACUCGCCUCGCCCUUCAGCCCGACCGAGCGCACGUUCGGCAACGACGACGAGGAGCUUGCCGACCCCGAGGUCGAGCCGCCUCUCUCGCAGCGCCGCAUCCACCGCAUGUCGGCCGCGGCCGCCCACCCUCACCGCCUGGCGCUGUACGGCACGCCCCGUCUGUACACUCACCACUCUGGCGCGAGCUUCUCGAGCACGAGCGGCAGCUCUCGCGCCAGCACGGGCUCGUACUCGUCGGGUUCGUACUCGUCGUCGUCGUUCUCUGCGACCGGCCACCCCACGCGCCACUCGCUCUCGUCGUCCGUGUCGAGCCGCUCGCUGUCCAUGGUGUCCGACUUUAGCUCGGACGAUGACCUCCUGACGGCGUCCAUCGUCGCGGGAUCUCAGGCGUUCAUUGUGGGGCGCGAGGACGCCCGCGCGCACGAGGUCGGCGUGGCGUUUUAG
Messenger RNA from Vanrija pseudolonga, 2637 nucleotides. RefSeq lists its product as uncharacterized. The transcript has a single exon. The record is from RefSeq and is a predicted model, not a curated record. NCBI's taxonomy places the organism in Eukaryota, Fungi, Basidiomycota, Tremellomycetes, Trichosporonales, Trichosporonaceae. The coding region runs from base 1 to 2637 and encodes 878 amino acids.